This is a messenger RNA of Ficedula albicollis (Collared flycatcher), 937 nucleotides long. It is a transcript of the gene MRPL2, whose product is annotated as mitochondrial ribosomal protein L2. Bases 1 to 903 code for a protein of 300 amino acids. Gene Ontology annotation, biological process: cytoplasmic translation. Gene Ontology annotation, molecular function: RNA binding; structural constituent of ribosome. The record is from RefSeq and is a predicted model, not a curated record. The transcript has 7 exons. NCBI's taxonomy places the organism in Eukaryota, Metazoa, Chordata, Aves, Passeriformes, Muscicapidae. Gene Ontology annotation, cellular component: ribosome.
AUGCUGCCCUCGCCCCCGCUCGUUCCGCUGCCCCAGCGGCCAGGGCACGCUAGAACAGUCCCCGGGCCGCGCCAGCCCCAGCCCCAGCCCCACCGCAGGGACCUCCCCAGCUCCCCGCGAGGGGGCGCCUGCCGCGGGCUGGGCGGCUCGGCGCCGCGCUGUACCACGGACCCGCUGUGGAAGUGCCGGACCAAGUACACCGUGCGGCCCGUGGGCAUGAAGAAGACGGGCGGCCGCGACCACACAGGCCGCAUCCGCGUGCGGGGGAUCGGCGGGGGACACAAGCGGCGCUACCGCAUGAUCGAUUUCCAGCGCCUGCGCUACGAGAAGGGGGCCCCGCCGGAGCCCUUCACCGAGAAGGUCAUCAGCGUCCGAUACGACCCGUGCAGGUCGGCUGACAUCGCCCUGGUGGCCGGCGGCAACCGCAAGCGCUGGAUCAUUGCCACGGAGAACAUGCAGCCAGGGAACAGCAUCACGAGCUCGCCUCACAUUGGCAGGAUGGCAGUGUCAGCCAGCGAAGGGGACGCAUACCCGCUGGGGGCUCUGCCUGUCGGCACGCUGAUCUGUAACCUGGAGAGCCACCCUGGGAAGGGAGCGCAGUACAUCCGGGCAGCUGGUACUUGUGGGCUGCUGCUGAGGAAAGUGAAUGGGACAGCCAUCGUGCAGCUGCCCUCCAAAAGGCAUAUUCAGGUGCUGGAGACCUGUGUGGCCACGGUGGGCCGCGUGUCCAACGUGGAUCACAACAAGCGGGUGAUCGGGAAGGCGGGCCGGAACCGCUGGCUGGGCAAGCGCCCGCACACGGGCUUGUGGCACCGCAAGGGCGGCUGGGCCGGGCGCAAGAUCAAGCCUCUCCCACCCAUGAAAAGCUAUGUCAACCUGCCACGGGUCACAGCAGUGGAGUGAUGCCCGGGGCCAAUAAAGCGUUUUUCAUACCACU